This is a messenger RNA of Echinostoma caproni, 297 nucleotides long. NCBI's taxonomy places the organism in Eukaryota, Metazoa, Platyhelminthes, Trematoda, Plagiorchiida, Echinostomatidae. The record is from the annotation of a GenBank genome assembly.
AUGUACUAUAGUUGCGAGAUUUGUGGAAACCAGACCUACCGAGGUCCAAAAGCAUUUCAGCAACAUUUUUCCGAAUGGCGGCAUGCUCACGGGAUGCGAUGUUUGGGUAUUCCAAACACCAUUCACUUUGCACACGUGACCAAAAUUGAAGACGCCUUAGCCCUGUGGCAACGAAUCCGCACGAUGAAAGAAAAUGAGCGUUGGCGUCCGGAGUUGGAAGAGGAAUUGGCAGAUUCAUCUGGUAAUGUUGUCUCACGAAAGACUUACGAAGAUUUGAAGCGACAGGGUUUGUUGUAA